AUGCUGCCAGCCUUGGGCAGCUCGGCUUACCGCCAUGCCCCCGCUCUCUUCGGCGUCCGCAGCGUCAGCCCGCGCCUCUCAGGUAUCCCCGGAGCCCAGAUCUCGAUUCCCUGGCGGGUGUCCGGCGCUAACCGAGUGGCGGUGACCGCGUGGCUACGCUGCAGGGGAGAAGCCGGUGAGGGUGCAGGAGGAAGUCAUGCCCAUCGCCACGGGGCUGGGGCGGUAGGAGCUGGAUGCCGAGCCCCAAGUGAGCCGGUCCGGUCCUUUCUCGGGGCUCCGUUGGGGGGCUUUGGAGUGGAGGCGCUGGGCCGCGUCCGCGAGGGCGCGGCCAUUAUCCGCACCAGGGGGAGGCCGGCGCGAGCAGCGUCGUCGAGCUGUGCGGCCGGCACGGGCGUUCUGUCAGGAGCGACGGACGUGCGUGCGCUCCGCCUCCGCGGCAUGGGCGACGACGGGGUCUUCGCCUACGCUACACCCUCCACGCUCAUGAUGCAGUGUCUGCGAGACUGA
Miscanthus lutarioriparius is the source of this 507-nucleotide messenger RNA. NCBI's taxonomy places the organism in Eukaryota, Viridiplantae, Streptophyta, Magnoliopsida, Poales, Poaceae. The record is from the annotation of a GenBank genome assembly.